AGAUUGAUUUGCAGAACAAGGAUCGAAUCUCAUUAGAUUAUUGCAGUGAACUCAAACUCUUGUUGCAGUGCUAGCAACAAGCAGAUAAUCAGUGUCCUACCUAAUCUUUAAAUUAAAUUAAACAAACUAAAAAAUCUUAAAUUGGACUCAAACGAGCAACCCGACAUGAGCCAGUUUUCUGUGAUUUUUUUCUCGUUCGAUAUAUAAGAAAAAUCUUAUAAAUAUAUUCGCGAAUAAGAGUAAAAAUACAGUUGGAAUACAUUAGAUUUUGAAAACAAAGCGCACAUAUCGCUAUACUGAGAUUAGCUGGGCAAAGACCAAUCUCAAACCUUUCACGAGAUCAAUUUAUGCAGAACAUUGGAGGUCCACCAAAAAGGUUGAGAACCACUAUCCCAGUUUUAGUUUUGCAAAGUUAAUUUGUUUAUAGAACAUAUAAACUUGCAGUACUAAGCAAUUUUGGAGCGUCGAUCAGUAAAAUAAGACUGACGCAUUGCACAAAUGUUCAGAUACAAACUCAGCCAAUAGAAGUUUCCGUUCUAUACUAAUCAAAGGUUUAGAAACCAACCAGACUAUAUCCUAUCAACGCUUGCCAAUAUUUGACUUCAAUACUAUUUAAAGAAAUUUCAAAGAAUAUUUAUGUUGCAGUUUAAGUUAAAGUAAAUGUAAUUUAUACUCAUAUCACUAGUAACGAAAUAUCUCAUAGUUCUCCUUCAUCCUUAUUUUUAGAUGGCGAAAAAACAAAUAUCCUCCAACAGCAGUAAAUCAAAAAAGUACAAAGAGAAAACGAAAAAUGUUCAGUCGAGUACGAAAUGGAUACUGGAAUAUAUUUUUUUCCGAUUUGUAACAAUGAGCAAAAAUGCAACAAAUCUAACCUUGUGGCCACAAAGACAAAAGAUUUACAUUGCAGUAAAUCUGAUAUUGGCAACAACGCUUGUAUUGAUGGUAUUGAAGUACCGGGAUCUGCUAUUCUAUAAAGAAACUGCAUGCGGAACAUGGUUCCACAGCGGUGCAAACAAUGAACAGAUAGAAUUUAUGGAAACAAGGUUGAAAGAACUAAAAACCAUAAUAAUCAAACUUUUAAAAGAUAUGGAAGGCGUCGACAAAGGAAAUCAGUAAAAACUGUUCUUCUGAAAUAUGAUUUUGAGUUAUUUAAUCAAUUUUUGUGCGCUUAAUAUUUAUAUUAUAAAGGGUUCCAUUACAUUUGAACCCACGUACAUUUGAACCCAUGACAAUUUCACCUGUAUGCUAUUGCACCUAUGG
Molecule: messenger RNA, 1260 nt
Organism: Styela clava
Lineage: Eukaryota; Metazoa; Chordata; Ascidiacea; Stolidobranchia; Styelidae
Source: RefSeq, a predicted model, not a curated record